AUGCCACCCCAAUACAAACCACCUUACACUGUACCUGCACCCAACGCACAAGAUGUCGAGGGUGAAACGGUUGCCAUGCGACACUUUCUCUUCAAGGAUAAAUUGGUGGAUAAGCCUGAUGACCUCGAAAAGCAGACAAUGUGGGCCAUGUAUCUCCAUGGCAACGAAAUUGGCGGAGAUCGGCCUUUCUUGGGAGCAAGGCGGAUGGAAGAUGGUGUUGCAAAGGAAUACGUAUGGCAAACUCACAAGCAAGUACGUGAGCGAAUCGACAACUUUGCAAAAGGGUUGUCAACGCUUGGCUUGAAACGACAAAGAUCAUUGGGUAUCUACAGUGUGAAUCGACCUGAAUGGACGAUUUCCGAGCUUGCAUGCUAUCGUCAAUCAUACAUCAUUGUGGCUCUUUAUGAUACCUUGGGUGCUGAAGCUAUGGAGUACAUCAUCAACCAAGUCGACAUGGAAUUCAUUGUUGCAAGCUCCGACAAGGUUGGAAACAUUGCUCGGCUCAAGGACAAGUUGCCAACCAUCAAGACGGUGAUUGCAAUGGAUGAUAAGGUCAAACAAGAGGAUAAGGAUGCUGCGGCAAAGGCGGGUUUGGUUCUUCACACCUUUCAAGAUGUCGAAAAAAUUGGUCAAGGUCUUACUGAAGAAGAGCAUGCAGGCCCUGAACCUGAUGACAUUGCAACCAUUUGUUAUACAAGUGGUACAACAGGUGUACCCAAAGGUGCUGUAUUAACGCAUGCAAACUGCGUUGCACCUAUUGCUUCCAUUUCUGCUCUUGGUGAAACCGGCAGCUUUGCCAAGGUCAACCACACUGAUGUUUACAUCUCAUACCUACCAAUGGCCCAUGUCUUUGAGCGUGCUGCUCAAGGCAUUCAUGUAUUUAAAGGAGCCUCUAUUGGAUACUACCAGGGUGAUACGCUAAAGCUAUUGGAUGAUAUUGCUGUGCUAAGGCCCACUGUAUUUUGCUCCGUACCACGUCUUUUCAACAAGAUUUACGAUAAGGUGCUUUCAGGUGUUAAAGCCAAAGGAGGCGCUAGCAGCUUUUUAUUCAAUACGGCAUUCAACCAAAAGAAAGCCAACUUACACAAGACGGUGCAUCAUUGGCUUUGGGAUAAGGUUGUCUUUGGACAAAUCCGAGCCAAACUAGGUGGACGUAUCCGAUUUAUCCUCAGCGGAUCGGCACCCGUGUCACCAGAUGUCAUGGAUUUCAUGCGUAUUUGCUUUUCAGCCCGGGUGUUUGAAGGCUAUGGCCAAACUGAAAAUUUCUGUGGUGGAUGUUUGACAGUGCAAGAUGAUAAUACAUCGGGCGUUGUGGGUGUGCCAUUCCCUUGUACUGAAAUCAAGCUUAUUGAUGUCCCCGACAUGGAAUACAAAUCCACUGACAAGCCAUAUCCAAGAGGAGAAAUUUGUAUGAGGGGUCAUUCGGUCAUGCAGGAAUACUAUCAAGUGCCCGAUAAAACAGCUGAGACAAUUGACAGUGAUGGGUGGUUGCGUACCGGUGACAUUGGCUUAUUUGACAGUGCUGGUCGUCUUCAGAUCAUUGACCGACGUAAGAACAUCUUUAAGCUAUCACAGGGCGAGUACAUUGCACCUGAAAAGAUCGAAGGCGUCUACCAAAAGCAUGAAUUGAUUGCACAAGCCUUUGUAUACGGCGAUUCCCUGCAGCCAUCGGUGGUCGGCAUUAUCGUACCUGACAAGGAGGCGUUGCUGCGUUGGGCAUCAAACAAAGAUAUGUCAGCUGAACAGCUAUGUGCAUCCGAAGACGUCAAAAAAGAAAUCUUGGGUCUUCUGACGACAUAUGGCAAGCAAAAUGACCUCAAGAGUUUUGAGCAAAUCAAAGCCUUACACUUGACGAUGGAUGAGUUCACCGUCGAAAAUGAUCUCCUGACACCCACUUUCAAGUUGAAGCGUGAAGUAGCCAAAAAUGUCUAUGGAGAGCAAAUCAAGAGCAUGUAUGAGACCCUAUCCAAUGGCCGUAGCUUUAAUUAA
Molecule: messenger RNA, 1989 nt
Organism: Lichtheimia ornata
Lineage: Eukaryota; Fungi; Mucoromycota; Mucoromycetes; Mucorales; Lichtheimiaceae
Exons: 7
Coding region: 1-1989 (662 amino acids)
Biological process (GO): long-chain fatty acid metabolic process
Cellular component (GO): membrane; endoplasmic reticulum
Molecular function (GO): long-chain fatty acid-CoA ligase activity
Source: RefSeq, a predicted model, not a curated record